Messenger RNA from Durio zibethinus, 3491 nucleotides. The record is from RefSeq and is a predicted model, not a curated record. NCBI's taxonomy places the organism in Eukaryota, Viridiplantae, Streptophyta, Magnoliopsida, Malvales, Malvaceae.
AUAAGAUUGUAACUCAGAAGUCACCCCCAGAUCUUCAUUGGGGUAAAAAAAAAAGACAGAUUUAAGAUAAGUCGGUGAACCCAAUGGUAAAGGACAAAAAGGUGGGAUGACAUUGGACGUUUCCAGUUAGGCUGUGACUUACUUUGAUGGAAAUAAAUGAUGAAUAUUUUGAGGAAAAAUAAAAGGCAGGUGCUAAAUGCUAGUAAUGUAAGUGGUGGUCGUGUUUCCAAACGAAAUUUUGGGUGUUUGAUGGGUUUGGUCUCGUCGGCUAGCAAAUGCAAAAAUAAAUCUUCCAGGUUUUUAGCACACCCCUUUGUUCGCAAUUUGCCUAACGGAAAGCCAUUCCAACACGUCACUCCUCUCUCUCUCUCUCUCUCUUCUUCGACUUCUUCUUCUCCUCCGUUUAAUUCCCUGUUACCUUUCAUUUCCCUCGUCUUUCCUUAGAAACCAGUCUCAAAGCUUGAAUCUUGAACAAGAAUCCUUGAAACCCAAACAUACAAAGAAACUUGUUUGUUCACUAAAUAGCUUAAAUUUUAAAGUACUUCUCAAUAAAAGAAACACCCUUUGACCUUAUAUUUAUUAUAUUCUUUUGAAAUUGUUUUUAUCGACUUGCUUGAUUAAGUCUACUCAUGGACUCAAUUCUUGAAUCUUAAACCCCCACCCAAAAAAAAAAAAAAAAAGCAAAGAAAACAAAAAAAUGGUUACAAAAUUUGCGGUUACCCAGUUAAAAGCAUCGAGUUUUGGGUUGAAUUAUUUGAUUUCUGGCAAUAAAGAUGUUUCCAAGUUUGGUUAUUUCUCGAGAAACCCGGCUUCACAUCACAAGUUAAGGUUCAAGCUUGUGGCAGCUCAGAGGGAUAGAUGGAAGCUCAAUUACAUUGAUACCAAUGCUGUGCAAGAAAGAAUAAAUUCAUGGCUGUCAAAGACCCAGCAUUUUUUUACUGAGGUAACUUUGCCACUAGUAAAAACUGGUCAGAGUGGAAAGCCUGAUCCUGGAAAUGAGGUUGGCACUCAAGGAAUGGAGGACAUUUUUUUGGGAGAACAAACUAUUCGUAGUAGUAUGCCUAAUGGAAAUCUAUCAUUAGCUGCUAUUGUGUCUAUUGAGCAGUUUAGCAGGAUGAAUGGAUUGACUGGACAAAAGAUGCAGAAGAUAUUUAAAGCUCUCGUUCCUAAACCUCUGUAUGAUGAUGCUCGUAAUCUGGUGGAGUAUUGCUGUUUUAGGUUCUUGUCAAGGGAUGCCUCUGAUCUUCAUCCCUGCCUCAAGGAGCUUGCAUUCCAGAGACUAAUUUUCAUCACAAUGCUUGCUUGGGAGAAUCCUUACUGUGAUAUAAAUGAUUUGCAUGCUCAUGCAUCGAGAAAAGCUUCUUUUGAGGGAAAGCUUGUGGGAGAAGAGGCUUUCACCCGAAUCACUCCUGCAAUUUCGGGUGUGGCUGAUCACCCUACAGUGCAUCACCUUUUCAAAGCUCUUGCUGGUGAUGAACAGGGCAUCUCAUUCAGAGUGUGGCUAACUUAUAUUGAUGAACUUCUCAAAGUGCAUGAAGGAAGGAGAUCAUAUCAAAUCCGCGAAUAUCCACAGCUCUCAGAGGAAAGAAUCUUGUGCAUUGGUUCUAGCAGGAAACGACCUGUUCUAAAAUGGGAGAAUAACAUGGCAUGGCCUGGAAAACUUACUCUAACAGAUAAAGCGCUGUAUUUUGAGGGAGUUAGAUUUCAAGGGCAGAAAGAUGCUAUAAGACUUGAUCUUACAGGGCAUGGAGUGCAAGUGAAGAAAGUAAAAGUUGGACCUUUCAAUUCAGGGCUUUUUGACUCUGGAGUAGCUGUUUCAUCUGGUCUGGGAUCACAAACAUGGGUGCUGGAGUUUGUUGACUUGGGAGGUGAAUUGAGACGAGAUGUUUGGCAUGCAUUUAUCAAUGAAAUUAUUACCCUACACAAGUUUCUUAGUGAGUAUGGACCAGCUGAUGAUGAUCAAUCUCUAUUUCAAGUAUUCGGUUCUCACAAAGGGAAAGAAAAGGCUACAACAGGUGCCAUUAAUGGCAUUGCUAGACUUCAAGCACUCCAGUUUAUGCGAAAGUUGUUGGAUGAUCCAAUAAAACUUGUUCAAUUCUCUUUUUUGCAAAAUGCACCCCAUGGUGAUGUUGUUUUCCAAACUCUAGCUGUAAAUUAUUGGGGUGGACCAUUAGUUGCAAAAGUUACAGAUGCAGGGUAUCCACAAGCUUAUGGAGUGAGCCCUUCUGAAGAGGUAUUUGAAUUCAGUGAUCAUGUAUUUGACGUAGAUGGAAGUGUUUACUUGCGAAAGUGGAUGAGAUCUCCAUCUUGGGGUUCUAGUGCUUCCAUUAGUUUUUGGAAGCAUUCUUCAAUUAGACAAGCAUUAGUGUUAAAUAAAAAUCUUGUUGUGGCUGAUGAGACCCUAGUAGAAAGGGCAGCAGCAAUCUGCAAACAAAAAUACCAGGCGGUGGAAAAAACUCAAGCCACAAUUGACGCAGCGAAACUUCAAGGGAUACCAAGUAAUAUUGACCUUUUCAAGGAACUUAUUCUUCCUUUCAUAAUAACUGCUAGGAAUUUUGAAAAGCUUAGACGCUGGGAGGAGCCACACCUGACUCUUUCUUUUCUUGCAUUUGUAUAUACAAUUAUUUUCAGAAAUCUGCUGCAAUAUGUGUUUCCCAUGGCAUUGAUUGUCUUAGCCACCGGCAUGCUAACACUUAAAGGGCUCAAGGAGCAAGGUCGUCUUGGUAGAUCUUUCGGAAAAGUCACUAUCCGUGAUCAGCCACCUUCAAAUACAAUUCAAAAGAUUAUAGCUGUAAAAGAUGCCAUGCGUGAUGUGGAACACUAUCUCCAGAAUCUGAAUGUUACUCUCCUCAAAUUACGAACAAUUCUCCUUGCAGGUCAGCCUCAGAUAACAACUGAGGUUGCACUCAUGUUACUAUCAUCUGCAACCAUUCUUCUCAUUGUCCCUUUCAAGUAUGUUCUUGCCUUUUUUCUAUGCGAUAUCUUCACUCGAGAGCUUGAAUUCAGGAAGGAAAUGGUUCAGAGAUUCUUAAGUUUCCUGAAGGAACGGUGGCUCACUGUGCCCGCAGCCCCUGUGAUUGUAUUACCAUUUGAGGACGAGGAGUCCAGAUCUGUGAAUCAAAGAAGCCAAACGGAUAAAAAAGCAAUCAGAAAGAAGGAAGAGCAGUCAGAGGCCUAGGUAGUUUGACAUCCACAUACACGGUAAUUUUGUUGUGAAAAAUCAGUUCCUGUAAGGGGUGGAAAAGAAUCCAGACAAGAAAAGAAGAAAAACAAAGCUUAACAUCCCUUUAGAUUUCAAAUUGAUACAAAUCGAAGCAGCUGUGCAGAGUUUGCUACAACAAAAUUUCUAAAAUGGAAGCCAAUGGUGCAAAUUGUAUUGUUCCUGGAAUCAGCACCAACUCAUAACUUCAGUGAGCAAAACAAUAAAACCAUGGCAAAUACCCUUUUAUCAAUACUGUAGAUUUAUUUGUGCAUUUUUUAAGGUUAGCUAG